CCUGGAUCCGUCAAGGCAGCACGUAUCAAGGCUACGACGGGGUUAACAUUCGUCCGUCAGCGUUGUCCUAUCGCUCGACUGUCCCGGGCGUGAGCCUGACACAGGUGCACACGCGCCACGGACCAACUGACGCAGAUACCCGCAGAGCGCCCAGAUUUCCGGGUUCCCCAGUGCCCAACGCCCAUUCAAUCGGUCGAUCGGUCGUCUUGGCACAGCAACUACCACAGCUGCGAAGCGGGUUAGGUGACGCGAGAUAGGUCGUCGAACGGGCGGGAUGAACCACCGGACAUCGAGUCGAGGGGAGGAUGGCCGCACGUAGGCAAAGGACGCUCUGUGUGAUGAUGGCGUGCUGGACUCGGUACGAUGGGUUCGGCGUCGACCUGCUGGAGGAGAGGAGAGAAGAGGAGGGGAGGCGAGAACGGAGGAGGUGGGCAGGAGGAGGAGGAGGAAGUUGCGACGGGUGUUAGUGCUGGUACGACGACAGUGCGUGAUCACGCCCGAACCUUGUGCGCGUCUCCUGUGCGUGCCUCGCUCCUUCCCGCUGGCGACGAUGUACGAGAGCACGAAGUACACAGGCGUAGCGGGACGGCGAUGACGAUGAUUGGCCGCGGCGUUCCCGCCGGCGUUUCUGCUGGCAAACAAGUGACGGCGUCGUUGCCUGCAAGCAGCCUCUUUCCUCACGCCAAACAAACCACCACAACAUGAGAGUCGAGGUUUCCCCUGUGGAUGUUUCCCCGGAGUGGAAACCGGAAACGACCAGCCCAGAAACGGAAAAAGACGGUACUUUAUCUUUUCCACCUCUGGUUUCUCUCUCUCUCUCUCUCUCUCUCUCUCUCUCUCUGUGCCCCGGAUACCUGCUCACCAACAUCCCCCUCCCCCUCCCUCUCUCACUCACACUACAGAUCCAUCUCACAGGGACCGACUCUUCCUCCGACUCCGACUCCUCGGACCGACCGCCCACUGCCCGCCUUCGCCGAGGGAGGGCCAGCAAGUCUCAGCAACAUGGAGAGAAACACGGCGGCUCCCGAUGUCGACAUCUCGAACGGGACCUGCUAUUUCAACAUCAACAACAAGGCCAAUGGCUUGUAUAUCCCUUGCGGCAAUGUAGCCGUCGGCGUUGACUGGGCCUGCUGUCUGAUUGGCGACCUCUGCAUGUCGAGCAAUGCCUGCUACCACCAGAACUUCGAGAUCACCUACGUAGCCGGCUGUACCGACUCAACCUUCCGCUCCCCCCAGUGCCCCCACAAGGGUCAGUUUGCGAACCAGCCGUGGGUCGGCCUCCAGCGCUGCGACCCCUUGACAGACACCUGGGGCGGCUGUGAGGAGGACGGGAAGGGGGACUGGCCAGGCCGCGGACCCCCGGCCGCGUGCAAGUGUGACGGCGACACCCAGCUCUUCGUCGACAAACCGAAGCUCGACUACAUCGCGUCUUUGCCCACUUCACAGGGGGGAUUUAUCUCGUGGGGCGAUCUCGGACGGCCAACCAUUGCCCCGACGAAUAUAGCGUCCACCGCUUCGGACUCGACAUUGACCGGUCCUUCGACGACUUCUGCUCCGCCCUUCACCACCACCAUCUCUUCCGUCGAUCUUAAUGCAACAGCAGGGGCGACUCCGGCCCAACUCAGCGCUGUCCCGAGUAGCGACGCUACCGCCACCCAGGCGCCGGCCCUGCCCAUCGCCGCCCAAGCCGGCAUCGGUGCCGGUGCCGGCGUCGGCGCCCUCCUAAUCGGUGGCGUCGCAGUGAUGCUGCUCCUGCGCAAGCGCAAGGCCGCGCGCGCAGACUGUGCCCGAGCCGAGACACCGUCGGACCUCCCGGAGGGCACUUAUAUCGAGCCUAAGCUCUACGACGGAAACAACGGCCCCGGAAGCCCCGCCUUCUCCGGCUUCAAGUCAGAGCUGCCGGCUGACGAACCACUGCAGCACGGCAGCGCACAGCCGACGCCCCUUUCGUCCUCCUUCCCUCCUUCUCCGUCGCACGCCCAGGCCCCGAUCCCACCGCAGUCAAUGCCUGCUUCGCCGCAGGAGACGCACUCGCGCCAGUACCACGCGUAUAACCCGCUGCUCCACGGCGACUACGCCGCGAUGAAGAGCUACGACGAUGGCAACCAGCAGCGCCGUCACUACCAGCAAUCCGAGCCGUCGCUGCGCGUUGAUGAGGCCGCGCAGCCGCCCGUCUCCCCGCUUAGCCCCCGAUCCGAAACGCACGGCUCGCUCAGUCGGCGGGUCUCAGACGCGCCGCCAGCUGCGGCAGCAGGGCCCUCUUCCUCGUCGGCAGCGGGUGGAACCGCUUUUGAAUUAGAGGGCUGACGAAGGGUCGCAGAGGGGCGUCGCGCUAACCGGGCCCCGGCCCCCGGUGUUGUACAAGGGAAUCUGAAGGGAAUUGGCGGGUUGCAGGAGAGCCGAGGUAGAAAAGGGAGACCUUACAGGGCUGAGCCCUUGGAUUCGGAGAUUUUCCCCCUCUAUCUCCCCGCGCCGCCUUAUCCGUCUUCUCCCACCAAGAGGGAUUUUCAUUUUUCCUGCUUGUUCUUCAUUAUGAUACUAUGCGAUGGAUUUUCACCGCUACGUCUGACUGACGGCGAGAACUGCUUUCUCCUUUUGCCUUUACCUUCCACACUACUCCUCUCAAGGUAGCCUGGAGUACAGGGUGCAGUUAUCGUGGUCUAGGAUUUGGAGAAGUCUUCUCGCCCAUAUCUAGAUUGGAGGGGUGGAGGGUGCCAAUAUGUAGAUAGUGGGCAGGUGUCGCCUUAAUACCUAUGUGAAUGAGUAAUUGCCUAGUUAGUACACGUGCACCUUAUGUGAGUGAGAAUGGCCCGUAUAACAGUUGGAAAACCGUAUUAAGAUUUCGAUACCGG
Molecule: messenger RNA, 2852 nt
Organism: Durotheca rogersii
Lineage: Eukaryota; Fungi; Ascomycota; Sordariomycetes; Xylariales; Xylariaceae
Exons: 2
Coding region: 727-2307 (526 amino acids)
Source: RefSeq, a predicted model, not a curated record